Messenger RNA from Helianthus annuus (common sunflower), 2676 nucleotides. Its product is annotated as nuclear intron maturase 2, mitochondrial. The transcript has 4 exons. The coding region runs from base 377 to 2527 and encodes 716 amino acids. Lineage: Eukaryota; Viridiplantae; Streptophyta; Magnoliopsida; Asterales; Asteraceae. The record is from RefSeq and is a predicted model, not a curated record. Gene Ontology annotation, biological process: mRNA processing.
CUUGAUAGCUAACCGAGUCAUAUUUUUGCCUCGGGCUCUUAAGGCCUGCUCGAGCUCUCGGCUCAUUCGUGACUCUAGAACCCUAGUGAAGAGUCCAUACAAGUAAGUAGCCCUAACCCACCCUCUACACAGUAGCUAAACCUUUUUCUUCUUUCGUUACAGACCUUCGCUCUUCUUCUUCUGUACCUACUAAAACCACAAGUUUAGGUCUACGAAGAAAUUCAUUCAAGGUUAAUGCAAUUGCAACCAAGUAUGAGCCCACGAAGGUUAAGCCACAAGCUGACAGAGUGCUAAUUCGCCUGGAGGGACUCAGGGACUGUAACUCGAGGCUCUCUCCCCACCUCCAUCGUUAGAGCACUUUUCAACUUCGGUUUAGAUGAAUCGCCGGUUUACUUUUCUCUGUCAUUCAAUACUACUAAACCCCACACGCACAUCAACCGUUUCAAACCCUCGAACAAAUGGGUUCAGGGCAUUCAUGUACACAUCAACCCAGUUCAAUAACAACUACAAGUUUAGAAAAAAUAAUGUCAGCCCAGACCCAAAUGACCCAUCAACCCUAAUGAAAGAAGACGGUGUAUCAGUCUGUUCAGAGUUAUGGAUAGAAAGUUUUAGAAACCCUAAUCAAACUCUCACCAAUUUAACUAAUUACUUAAGAAGAUUCGAGUUAUGGGUCUUAGCUUAUCAGAAAGUUUGUGCUGAUGAAAUGGGUGCUUACAUGCCGAAAAGUUCGGUACAAAGAUCAGCACUUGAGGAUUUACUUGCGCUUAGAAACGCGGUUCUUGAUAACCGCUUUAGGUGGGGUGCGCGCUUGGAGUUUUUUAUUAAGUCGCCAAAGGAUAAGACUGAGUAUGAGUCGUUGUCGAAGAGGAAGAUUAGGGCGAUAUUGACUACUACGCAGCCGAGCCCGUUUCAAGAUAGGAUUGUGCAAGAGGUUUUGUUUAUGAUUUUGGAGCCCGUGUUUGAAGCGCGGUUUUCGGAGAAGUCGUACGCGUUUAGGCCCGGCAGGACUGCGCAUACUGCGUUGAGGGUGAUUAGGAGGAGUUUCGCGGGGUAUUUGUGGUAUAUAAAAGGGGAUUUGAGUACCGUUUUGGAUGGGAUGAAAGUUGGAUUGGUGAUUAGUGCGUUGACGAGGGACGUGAGGGAUAAAAUGGUGAUCGAUUUGGUGAAAUCUGCGUUGACGACUCCGGUAAUCACAAGCCCGCCUGUAGAAAAGAAGAGAAUUCGGCGGAAGUAUCAGAAAAAGCGGGUUUUAGCGGAAGACGAACCUAAACCCGACCCGUAUUGGUUAGAGUCGUUUUUCGGGUUUGCACCUGAAGAAGCUGAAAAGGUUCCUACUUGGGGGCAUUGCGGGAUUUUAAGCCCGUUACUGGGUAACAUUUGUCUAGAUGAAUUAGACCGUUGGAUGGAGGGUAAAAUUAAGGAAUUUUACCGACCGUCAAAGAGUGACGUAAUAUGGAAUAGUCCGGAAGGAGAAGUUGACCAAGGGAAUACGUCUUGGCCCGAGUUCGUUCCGACUAGCGGGCCUGAUAAAACUCGAAGAAUCGAUUAUAUACGUUUCGGUGGUCAUUUCUUGAUUGGAGUUCGUGGCCCGAGAGCGGAUGCAGCGAUUCUUAGAAAACAAUUAAUCGAGUUUUGUGAUCAGAAAUACACGCUCAAACUCGAUAACGAGUCUCUCCCGAUUGAGCAUAUAACAAAAGGAAUAAUGUUUCUUGAUCAUGUUUUAUGUAGAAGAGUUGUAUAUCCGACUCUUAGAUAUACCGCAACGGGUGGUAAAAUCAUAAGUGAAAAAGGCGUUGGUACUUUAUUAUCGGUAACCGCGAGUCUCAAACAAUCCAUUAAACAGUUUAGAAAAUUGGGAUUCUUAAAAGGGGAUAGAGAUCCGGACCCGCAACCGUGUUUCCGGAUGUUUCACGCCACACAAGCGCACACGAACGCACAAAUGAACAAGCUUUUGACUACAAUGGUCGAGUGGUAUCGGUUUGCUGAUAAUCGAAAAAAGAUAGUGAAUUUUUGUUCUUAUAUUAUACGAGGUUCGCUUGCUAAACUCUACGCUGCCAAAUAUAAGCUUCGUUCGCGUGCGAAAGUUUUUAAAAUCGGUGAUAGAACACUUGGACGUCCGUUAAAGGCGAAAAAAGGGCAGUCACCGGCAUAUAAUAAUUUAUUAAGAAUGGGUCUUGCGGAGUCGAUUGAAGGACUUCAGUAUACACGAAUGUCGUUGGUGCCCGAGACUGAUUACAGCCCGUUUCCGGUGGGCUGGAGGCCCGAUCACGAGAAGGCGUUGCUUGAAUAUAUAAGACUGGAUGAUCCGAAAACAUUUGAACAAAAUCGUACGACUUUAAUUGAAGAAGGUCUCAUUUCACCUCAAGAUUAUGUUUCUAUGCUUGUUUGGAAUUAUAAAAGAAGUGCAACCAUUAAUGGUGUUAAUAACUCGGAAGAAGGUAAAAUGUUGUUGGAAUCGGGUAAUGAAAAAGACGAGCGUGGUAUAGAAGACGAAGAAGAACAUGAGGAACAUGACACAUUGCUAUAAGUGGAGUGAGCCAGUAAUCAUUUAGUCAUCGUUACAAAUCAGAAACAUGAGUUCACUCUCAUCAGUUCCCCUAAUUUUAAUCCCAACAUUUCUUAUUAAAAUGACACACUUAAUGCGUUGCAUGCACAAACUUUAAGUGAAAAUCAAAA